UAGAAGCUAAUCAAGCUAACCAAGCUAACCAAGCUAAACAACAUCCACGAGCAAAGGAUCUACCUUGCGCCUUUGCUACUCUAGUUCCUUUAUAUAAAAAUUUGGGCCUAUUAGAAUGUGAAACUAAAAGUUCACAAACCAUGCGACAUGCAAGUAGUAAAUUACCCCAAGAUCGCCUUCCAUUAUAUAAUAAUUUUUUUCCUGAAUUGGUUCAAAUUCAAACACAUUUAGAAGACUUUUCUUUAUGCGAAAAGCAUUAUAAUCAAAUUAUUGUAUCUGAUUUUUUACGUCAAAUGCUUGUAAGUUCAAAUAUUCCUAAGAAUAGACGUAAUAAUCAAAAGCGGCAAAUAAAUAGUAAUGAUUUUGACAAUAGAAUAAUUAAAAAGCAGGCUCGGUAUUCACAUGAAACAGAUGUUGAAAAAAAUAUGUGUGAAGUUGGCGUACAAGUUAAUCAGGAAACCCAUGAGGUUGGUAUACAAGUAUCUGAUAUUACUCUUAAAAGUCAUGUUUAUCUACUUCAAUUACAGUUAAACUCAAAAAUAAAUGAGAUAGAAGAUCUUAAAAAACAAUUAAAUUAUGCAUAUGAUUAUAUAAUAGAAAGUUAG
This is a messenger RNA of Dentiscutata heterogama, 605 nucleotides long. NCBI's taxonomy places the organism in Eukaryota, Fungi, Glomeromycota, Glomeromycetes, Diversisporales, Gigasporaceae. The record is from the annotation of a GenBank genome assembly.